Nestor notabilis (Kea) is the source of this 2035-nucleotide messenger RNA. RefSeq names its product solute carrier family 9, subfamily B (NHA2, cation proton antiporter 2), member 2 (gene SLC9B2). The record is from RefSeq and is a predicted model, not a curated record. NCBI's taxonomy places the organism in Eukaryota, Metazoa, Chordata, Aves, Psittaciformes, Psittacidae. Gene Ontology annotation, cellular component: membrane. Bases 1 to 1638 code for a protein of 545 amino acids. Gene Ontology annotation, molecular function: antiporter activity. Gene Ontology annotation, biological process: proton transmembrane transport. The transcript has 11 exons.
AUGGUAAAGGAGAAUAUUGUAAAAGAUAGUGAAGAUUCUGAGCCAUCAGCAUGUGAGCGAAAUGGCAUGAUUCCCUUGCAUGAGCAAAGUGAGGAGGGACCAGCAGUAGAUGUCAAAGGUACUGGUGGGAACAUACAGACAGAAGAAACUGCUCUCUUGAAUCACUGUGCUCAGCAACCUCUGGAACCAACAACAGGGUCUUCAAUACCUGCAAGAACACCGAGCCAAAUAUUUACUUGCCCUCCUCAAGGUUUACUGUCCCGAACAGUGACAAAUGUUGCAAUUGUGGUCCUGGUUUGGGCUGUGGUUUGGUCCAUCACUGGGGCUGAGUGUCUCCCAGGUGGAAAUCUGUUUGGAAUUCUGCUUCUUUAUUUUUUUGCUGUCAUUGGAGGGAAAAUUUUUGGAUUCAUUAAAAUACGAACACUACCCCCUCUCCCUGCUCUUCUGGGGAUGCUACUUGCUGGUUUCCUGAUCCGAAAUACAUGGUUCAUUAGUGACAUUGUCCAGAUAAACCUGCGCUGGUCGGCAGCACUGAGGAACAUUGCUCUUUCGAUUAUCUUGACCCGAGCAGGACUUGGCCUGGAUCCAAUGGCUCUUAAGAAGCUCAAAGCAGUCUGUUUACGACUUUCAUUUGGACCAUGCAUUUCAGAAACAUGUACAGCUGCUGUUUUUGCCUACUUGCUUAUGCAUUUGCCAUGGCAAUGGGGAUUUAUAUUAGGUUUUGUUCUAGGUGCAGUUUCCCCUGCUGUGGUGGUUCCCUCAAUGCUGAUUUUACAAGCUGGGGGAUAUGGGGUGGAGAAAGGUGUCCCAACUUUGCUAAUGGCAGCUGGCAGCAUUGAUGACAUUAUGGCUAUCACAGGCUUCAACACUUGCCUUGGAAUAGCUUUCUCUUCUGGUUCUACUCUGUACAAUGUUCUCCAUGGGGUGCUGGAGGUUGCUGUUGGCAUAGCAGCUGGGGGGAUUCUGGGAAUGUUUGUUCGAUAUUUCCCAAGCCACGAUCAGGCGUCUCUGGCAUGGAAGAGAUCGUAUUUUCUACUUGGGCUGUCCAUGUUUGCUGUUUUUGGCAGCACCUACUUUGGCUUCCCUGGAUCAGGAGGGCUCUGCACAUUAGUCUUAGCUUUUGUUGGAGGUGUUGGAUGGUCUGAGGAAAAGAAAGAAGUUGAAAAAAUUGUUGCCAUUGCGUGGAAUAUCUUUCAACCUUUUCUUUUUGGUUUAAUUGGUGCAGAAGUAUCUGUUACAUCUCUUAGGCUUGAAACUGUUGGACUCUGUGUUGCUACACUGGGCAUUGCCCUUGUUGUGCGAAUCAUAGCAACGUUCCUGAUGGUGUGUUUUGCUGGGUUUAAUUUCAAGGAGAAAGCAUUUAUCUCAUUGGCAUGGAUUCCCAAGGCCACUGUUCAGGCUGCAAUAGGUUCUCUUGCCUUGGAUACAGCGAGAAUUCAUCAGAAUGAGCAACUGGAAAAGUAUGGAAUGGAUGUACUGACAGUAGCUUUCUUGGCUAUCUUGAUCACUGCUCCAAUUGGAGCCCUGGUUAUUGGUUUGGCAGGGCCCAGACUUUUGCAAAAGGCUCAGACAAGUAGCAAGGAGGAUGAGGAAGGUGCUGAAGCUGGAGAAGAAGCAGAGGCCUGUGAACCUUCGUAAGAUGGACAUCUACAAUCCUUCAGUCCUUACACUUCUGUUGAGUAAACGCAGGAUGUCUGUAAUAUUUCUGGAAGAAACCAAAACAAGUAUCAGUUGUGUCUGCUAUUUUGAAAGCAGUCCUGGCAGAGUUUUAUGAAACAUUUUUAUGUGUUGAAUGUGCCUUAAGAGAUAAAAUAGCUGAACAUACAGAGAACAGGCUGGCCAGGCAGUGAGUCACUGGGAAGUUAGUCAACAGUUACUUGAAACGUGUGGGUGUGAGGCCAGGGAGAGGAUCAGAAUUGUUCAGGCAUGGAGUUGGAGUUAUAAGGUGGAAUAUAAACAGGAGAAAAUGGAGACUAAUGUGAAUAACUUCUUGAUGGUUGAAACUGGGCUGUGAGAUGACAAGCUCAACUGCUCA